CUCCAGGCUGCGUGCAGUGAAUUGAAGUGAAAGAAAGAAACAUUAACAGCGGGAGGAGACUCUGCAGGAGGGGAAAAGGAGGUGGUGUGAAGGACGGUGUCUCGCAUAGUAUUUAUAGCUGGCGGGAUGAGGAGAUAAGACGAGAGAAGGUAGGGAGGUAGCAGCCAGACACAAUACGAGAAAAAGGAAGAGAAGAGGACAAAGAGAUGAUGCUGAGGAGGAAGAGGAGUGUGUCGUUUGGAGGCUUCGGCUGGAUUGACAAGUCUUCCGUCAGUGCCCUGAGAGCUCGCAAACAGGAGCUCCAGGCUAACUCCAAUGCUGCUGACUCCGAUUGUCCACCCUCACCUCCCCGCACGGCACCCCCCACUACCAAGUCAGCUCAUUUCUUUGACAUGAUGGACAAGAUGGAGCAGGUUCCGGAAGCUGCUGAGAUGAAGGCCGUCCAUCCGAGGCAGAAGGCUGACUACAUCCCUUAUCCCAGGAUAGAGGAGGUGUUGGAGAAGGGAGGACCAUACCCACAGAUCAUCCUCCCCCAGUUUGGAGGUUACUGGAUCGAGGACCCUGAGGAACCUCCCCCACCUUUACCUCCCCCUGCCUCCCAAGUGGCCACCGCGGAUGACGAGCAAGAAGGAGGAAGAAGAGGAAGAGUGGCCCAGGAUAAUGCAGACUGCAGAUAUCGCCUGGAGGAGACCAACGAGGCCGCAAGGGCGUACAGGAAGUACUUCUUGGGGAAGGAACAUUUAAACUUCUCGUGUCCAUCCAGCAGUGUAGGAAAUGUGCUGUUGUCUGUCAGGCAUGAAGAGGAGAAUCAGCAGGAACACCUUCAUGUCAUCGUCAGAUCCCGGGUGAAGACAAUCUAUCAGAGACUGUCAGUGACGGAGUUGCCUGAUAUUCCAAGCGUACAAGAGUUGGCUAAGCUGAUGUGUGACGACGCAGCUGGUCUCCGUUUCAGUCCCGUCCUCUACCCGAAGGCGUCUCAGCUAAUUGUCAACUAUGACGAACAUGAGGUCAACAGCACGUUCAAGUUUGGAGUCAUUUUCCAAUGCUUUGGACAGGUUUCUGAGGAGGAGCUGUUCAGGAACAAUGAGGAAACACCGGCGUUCCAAGAGUUCCUGCAGCUGCUUGGUGACACUGUGGAGCUGCAGGACUUUAAAGGGUUUCGGGGGGGUCUGGAUGUGUCUCAUGGCCAGACCGGUUCUCAGUCCGUGUACACGGUCUAUAGACAGCAGGAGGUCAUGUUCCACGUCUCUACCAAGCUGCCCUUCACUGAGGGAGACACCCAGCAGCUCCAGAGGAAACGUCACAUAGGGAACGACAUCGUCGCCGUGGUUUUCCAGGAGGAGGCGACCCCCUUCGUGCCGGACAUGAUCGCCUCCAACUUUUUACACGCCUUCGUCCUAGUGCAGGUGGAGGAGUCCUGUUCGGAGAACACCACCUACAAGGUGUCUGUUACAGCACGAGAGGAUGUACCGCCAUUUGGCCCACCUCUUCCAAACCCAUCUGUUUUUAAGAAGGGUCCAGAGUUUCGGGAGUUUCUGCUCACAAAACUCAUUAAUGCCGAGCUGGCCUGUUACAAGAGCAUCCGCUUUGCCCGACUGGAGGAGCGGACCAGGGCUGCCCUGCUGGACACCCUCCACGACGAGCUACAGAGGCGCUCUCAGAGAAUGCUGGGGUUGACGUCCACUCUUGAUGAGGAGGCACGGGCUGAAAAUGGACAUACCCACGGAGGUUUGCUGGAAUCCAUCAAGAGGGCAAUGCGAGGGCGAAGCGUGUCAAUGGAGACAAUGUCAAGGGGUGGCGGGGGGCUCCCCACCAGUUUGAGUGGCGGGGGUUUGGCACACAUCAGCGCUGAGUGUAAUGUAAAAUCUCCGGUGAAACGACGAUCAGGUCUGUUCCCUCGGUUGUUGAGUAUCGACAGUCAAACAGACAAGCACAGCCAGAGAGGUUUCCUCAGUGACCAGAAGAGCUUCGAUGGGUGCCAGCCAAUGUUGGAGGUGAAGUCAGAGCUGCCGUCCAAUCCCAGCUCUCCAGAGGCGGGGCAACGAGACAGAAAUUGCAUGAAAAAGGAUAGCAGUAAAAUUUCCAGAUCCACUUCUAGCACGUGCAGCUUCAGCCUCCCCACAGAUGAUACUCACCUGGUCGUCCAUGCUGUGACAGUAGAGGGUCAAGGAUCAAGUCCGCUCACCGUCUGUCGAAGCCCCACAGAGAUGAAAAACAAAAACUCACCGCGAUCCAACCUCAAGUUUCGUUUUGACAAGCUGAGCCACUCUGCUGCACAGGGACACUAGACUGCAAAGACAAGGAAAAGGUACGGUAUGUGUUGAAUCAGCUACAACUGCAACCACCGUCACUGAAGAGGGCUACGAAAUGGCAUUGAGACGUUUGCUACGUGGCCUCAAUCAUUCCCAACUGCUCUCUUCAUCACUUAUGAUUAUGAUGGGUUCGCACAUUGUGAUUCAUCCCCAUGAGAAUGGCGAAUGAAUGUGUUGGAUUCGUUGAAAUAACCCUAAUGAUGUCACAGCACCACCACUGGCUUGGAGGUGAGUAACUGUUUACAAAAGGGUCAGGCUCACGCAAGGACACUAUUCACCUGAGUCCAGGGAAAUGUACGGGCAUUAAAUACCAAGAUGAGCUAAUUCCAUCAUUCUGCUCUUCUUUUAAAGUCUUUCCUGUUCGUUUUCCAGAUGUAUGGUACAAUAAUGCCCAAAUACUGCAGUAUCAGCACCUUAAAAUCUGAUUUGAUCAGUUCAACUGAAAAUCUGUUGGAACACUUUAGUCGACGGUAGUAGUAACGCCGCCAUAGAUGGUUUCAGUCAAGUGAAAAAUCAGGGAUAGGACCGAAUGCGGGUGAAUACUGAAAAAUGUAUUUUUGUGUGGAAUAGAAGCAACUAAAAUUGACAUGCCGCACUUUCCCCUGCAAUAUAAUUACACAUUUUUGUUGCUCAGAAAUUAAAUGUACUUAUACCUCCUGGAACAAGACUUGUAAUCAGAAUUUUGAACAUUUCUACAUCUCGCUACACUUGCAUUAAACAUGGACCCUUUAUUUUAAAUCAGCUUGUUUGACACUAUGUUGUAACUUGUGCAAAAAAACCUACAAAUGGAAUUGCCAUUUGAAGCAAAAAACUACCGUAAUUGGUUUGGUGCAGUAUGUUUGUUUUAAAGGAAAGCUGGUUCCCGUAGGCAGAUAUGUGCUUUUUAAAAUGAAACGACAUAACUAAUUAUUUAUUACAAAAUAUUUUUUGUUACCCCGGUUCGAUAACCGCUGGUCUAAACAUCAAAAAUGUACACAACUAUGUCUUUGCACUGAAAGCACAAUGUUCCUCAUGUAUUAUGUUCCUGCAUUCUCUCCCAAGCAUUUCUGUGUACAAAGAGGAUGAGCAAAUGUAGCAUGUUUGUUUGUCUCGUGUCCCUUCAUCUGGCUUGAGAUUGUUAUAAUUUGUGUUCCUUUCAAUAAAAAUGUUCAUGUUUGUUUCCAUGAA
Molecule: messenger RNA, 3479 nt
Organism: Hippocampus zosterae (dwarf seahorse)
Lineage: Eukaryota; Metazoa; Chordata; Actinopteri; Syngnathiformes; Syngnathidae
Product: rap1 GTPase-activating protein 2-like
Exons: 24
Coding region: 207-2288 (693 amino acids)
Biological process (GO): regulation of small GTPase mediated signal transduction; activation of GTPase activity
Cellular component (GO): plasma membrane; cytoplasm
Molecular function (GO): GTPase activator activity
Source: RefSeq, a predicted model, not a curated record